GUGUAAAUAAAUACUCGAGAAACUUGUGCAGGCUUAUUUUAAAACUUAUUUCUCAUGUUGCGCUCAAUGUCCAUCGCCGCUGGUCGCAGUCUGACUUUGGCCAGCACGACACGAUCUGUUAUGCCUCGUAUGGCACCAGGUAUGCCGAUCGCGACGUUCCAUCGCUACUAUUCAGCCAAGAACUCCACGACAUCCGUGUCUGGUUUAGCAUUCAAGAAGGCAAACCGUCACCACCGACAACUUCCCUUCGUUCCAACCAUACAGCCAUCAGCAGAGGAGGCUGUCAAUAACAUUCUUUAUAACACUCCUGGACCUGCCAGUGGACCAGAAACACGCCAUAUUCUUAACUGCCUUGUCCGAAAUGAGCCUGGUGUUCUUAGCAGAGUUUCUGGUGUUUUGGCUGCAAGAGGUUUCAACAUUGAUUCCCUGGUCGUCGCCAACACUGAGGUCCCCGAUCUUUCUCGUAUGACCAUCGUAUUUAAGGGUCAAAACACCCCCAUUGAGCAAGCACGAAGACAAUUAGAGGAUGUGGUGCCUGUGUGGGCUGUACUGGAUUACACAAACACAAAAUUGGUUGAGAGGGAGCUUUUGCUUGUCAAGACUUCCAUCCUUGGCCCCGAAAUGCUUCACAAGCAACUUCCUGACACCUACCAGGAAGAUCAUGAGCAUGAAAUCAGUGAUGAUGAUGAAGAGGGUUCUGGAUCUUCUCACUUGCGAAAAACCUUCUCUCACCUCCGUGCUUUGACCGAACUUGCUCGUCUUUUCGACGGUAAGGUUGUUGAUGUCUCUUCCGACUCUGUCAUCAUUGAGCUUUGCGCCAAGCCCAGCAGAAUCAACUCUUUCAUGAAACUUCUCAAGCCAUUUGGUAUUUUGGAAGCCUCCAGAACAGGCGCCAUGGCUAUGCCUAGAUCCCCCGUUCUGGAUCACUAUGAACCACAACAAGAGCACGCCAUUGAAGAUGACAACGGCGUUGACGCUUCUAUGCUUCCUCCCGGUUAAAUUUAAUAUCAUCCACUUCCAAGAAUUCAAAGUUGUAUUUAGCAGCAUCCUGUGUAGAAUAAAAGAAUCUGUUUUUGAAAUAAAAAAGAAAAAAAAAAUUGACGGUGUCCAAGGUUUUCAGCUGACAGCCAUGACGGAGAU
This is a messenger RNA of Umbelopsis ramanniana AG, 1140 nucleotides long. RefSeq lists its product as uncharacterized. The transcript has 5 exons. Gene Ontology annotation, molecular function: acetolactate synthase regulator activity. NCBI's taxonomy places the organism in Eukaryota, Fungi, Mucoromycota, Umbelopsidomycetes, Umbelopsidales, Umbelopsidaceae. The record is from RefSeq and is a predicted model, not a curated record. Bases 55 to 999 code for a protein of 314 amino acids. Gene Ontology annotation, cellular component: acetolactate synthase complex; mitochondrial nucleoid. Gene Ontology annotation, biological process: branched-chain amino acid biosynthetic process.